GGUAAAGAGUCACUUGAUGUACGCAGUAAGGGAGGAAGUGGAGGUCCUCAAAGAGCAAAUCAAAGAGCUGAUAGAGAAGAACUCCCAGCUGGAACAAGAAAACACUCUGCUAAAAACACUUGCCAGCCCGGAGCAGCUUGCCCAGUUCCAAGCGCAGCUGCAGACUGGUUCCCCACCUUCCUCUUCCCAGUCACAAGGGACAACACAGCAGCCUGCUCAGCCGGCGUCACAGGGGUCGGGGCCUUCAGCGUAGCUCACGAUGUCGUUGCCAUCCUGAUCGUUGGCCUCUGGACUGCCCAGGGCGAGAAGGACUAGCGGGAAUCCGUCACAGCCAUCCUUCAUCCAUUUCAGUGCACAUUGCAACCCAGACUGCGGACUCCAUGCCCUGCACACAUCAGAGGAGGCUUCUCCCCCCUGUAUUACGCACUCAUCUGUCUCCCUCUUCCCUCCCUUACCCCGUUGGCUUGAAGGAGUUUUUGUUCUUAGGUUGGUUGAGUAAAAUAAACUUUUUCCAGAGAAUUAGCACAAGUACACUGGGGACUCGAGCAGCUUCUGCAGAUGGCCAAGAAACGAAGCUGCAUGCCUGAAUUUUUUGGUUUGAUUUUUAAAUCUUCCACUCAUCCAGUGAUACAGCUGAUACAAGUGCUUUUCGAGCUUGGAAAUGUGAAGAAAUAGACCGGAGUAAAAAGUGAUGGUUCAGUCCCCCAUAGUGCAUUGGGGUUCCAAAGUGAGGACUGAUGCAUAGGAUCUAAGAGGAAGAGGGAGAAAGGUAAUUUCAGUGUUUAACACUUAAUUGUCACCUGAAACCUUAAGUGCAAAUACUUGCACCGUUUUCUGAAGCAGUGGACAGGUGCAUAAAGCUGUAUUAUAUAUAGAAAACAGGUAGGUGACAUACAGUUGGGUCAUAGGUUAAUCACAAUGAAGGUUAUUUGCCUACUGUAUAUUUGUGUAUUUAGUGUAAUUACUUUGUAAAAUAGAAAA
Messenger RNA from Acanthisitta chloris (rifleman), 981 nucleotides. Its product is annotated as TSC22 domain family protein 1. NCBI's taxonomy places the organism in Eukaryota, Metazoa, Chordata, Aves, Passeriformes, Acanthisittidae. Gene Ontology annotation, biological process: regulation of transcription by RNA polymerase II. The record is from RefSeq and is a predicted model, not a curated record. The transcript has a single exon. Bases 17 to 253 code for a protein of 78 amino acids.